Vidua chalybeata is the source of this 827-nucleotide messenger RNA. RefSeq names its product SWIM-type zinc finger 7 associated protein 1 (gene SWSAP1). Lineage: Eukaryota; Metazoa; Chordata; Aves; Passeriformes; Viduidae. The record is from RefSeq and is a predicted model, not a curated record. The transcript is spliced from 2 exons. Gene Ontology annotation, biological process: double-strand break repair via homologous recombination. Gene Ontology annotation, cellular component: Shu complex. The coding region runs from base 1 to 822 and encodes 273 amino acids. Gene Ontology annotation, molecular function: single-stranded DNA binding.
AUGGCGGCGGCGCUGGAGCGGGCGCUGGGCCCGGCGGCAGCGGGGCGAGGCUCGGAGGCGGCGCUGCCGCCGCUGCCGGUGCUGGUGCUGGGCCCGGCGGGCUCGGGCCGCACCUCGCUGCUGCUGCGGGCGGCGCUGGCGGGCGGCGCGGACGGGCCCCGCGCGCUGUUCCUGGCGCCCAGCGCCGUCCCGCGGCUGCCGGGAGGCCCCGGCGGGGCCGGCACCGACCCGCGGGCGCUGCAGCGCCUGCAGCUGCGCUACCCCCGCUCUCGGCUGUCUCUGUGUCGCGAGCUGCUGUCGCUGUCGCUGUCGCCGCCCGCGCCGCCGUCGCUGCUGCUGGUGGACGGGCUGGAGCGCUACGCGGGGCCGUGCCCGGGCGCGGCGGCGCGGCUGGCCGCGCUGCUGCUGCAGCUGGGGCGCCGCCCGCGCCGCCCCCCGCCGCAGGUGGUGGCCGCGCUGCGCCUGCCGCCGCCCGGGGGCCCGCCCGUGCUGGGGACGCUGCUGCGCUUCUUCCCCGCGCGAUGUCACCUGAGCCCGGCCCGCGGGGACGGCCCGCGGCACGCGCGGGUGGCGCUGCGCUGCCCCGGGACACCGCCCCGCCGGUGGCGGCUGCGCCUCGGGGACAGCGGCGGCGACAGCGGCAGCGGGGACAGCGACGGUGACAACGGCGGGGACAGCGGCGGGGACAGCGACAGUGACAACAGCAGGGACAGCGGCGGGGACAGCGACGGUGACAACGGCGGGGACAGCGGCGGGGACAGCGACGGUGACAACGGCGGGGACAGCGGCGGGGACAGCGGCGGCGAGGAGGAGUGGGCGUGACACGG